CCUUGUUUUCCUCAGUUUUCUCAUCUGGAGUGGCUCUUUAGAGAAUAAAACAUGAACUCUUCUGACCGAUUUUUAUGGGUAGACUUUUAUCACCUGGCGUCAAUCUAUAUAGUUUUAUUCCCCUAUCACACUCUGCAAUCCAAUCAACAUGGCACCCCUAGCUGUUCCUUAUAUAACAUUCCAUUUCCCAUCUUUGUGCCUUUGGUGGUGUUUGGUUAUUGUCUUUCAUGCCUGUCAUUCUUAUGGCAUCACUAUAUUAGAGUCAAGUUACAGUCUCUCCAACAGACCAAUAUAAAUGGUCUACAAGUUGAGCACAAAUAGACACACAAAUAGUCCAUGUCAACAUUUAGGGUGUAUUCCCUAAAUUUGUGCAUCUGACACUUCUUUUUUGAGCUACUGCAAUUCUGCUUUCCUUAUAGAGCUCAGCAUCUUCUUUGAUGAGGGCACACAAGCUGGGUGGUGCUAUGCAGACCUAUGCCAGUAUCUCCUAUGUCACACAAUUCCAAGGACCUUGAAAGUAUCCUUGUAUCACUUCUGACUACCUUGCAAGCACUUGCCUUGUGUGAGUUCUCCAUAAAAUAGUCUUUUAUGAAAGCAAUAUGUAUUUAGUAUUUGAAUGACAGCCCAUUGGAAUUGUGUCCUCUGCAGUAGUUUGAAUGCUAGGCAAUUUAGUUUGAGAUAAGAUCUCAAUGGAUAGCUUAUUCUGCCAGCUGAUCUUCAGAAUCUUCCUAAGUCGAUUCAAAUGGAAAUGAUUCAGUUUCCUGGCAUGGUGCUAAUAUUCUCUCUAGGUUUCACAGGCACAUAGCAAAUAAAAUCAGCACAAGGGCUCUGCAGAACUUCAAUUGGUUCUCAGUUUAACACCUCUUCCCUCACACUUUUCCUUUGGAGACUACCAAACACUGAGUUCUGGCAAUGCAUGUGUCAAGACGCAUCAUCAAUGUGUACAUCCCUGGAAAGUGUACUACUAAGGUCUUUACAGCAUUUGUAAAACUACAUUGGAAAAAGGUAGAAGAGACAUAUUACCAUCAAGAUCACAGGAGGGGGUGAUUUGAUCUCCAAGCAGCUUCCUGUUUUAUACUUCCUAUAACUGAACCAGCUGAAUCACCAGAAGAUCUGCUAUCUCUGGCAUGGCAGAUCCUCACCAGUUUUUAAGUCAAUCAGAUUCAGGAAAAUCUGUUGCUAGUCGAAGCAAAGCACUACUUGAUACUAUGAUGUCAAAAGUCAGAUAUCCAUCAUCUCAUACAUCUCGAAAAAACAGCGCAGUGAUGGGUCAGUCUUCUUUUGACCCACCCCUUGAAGCAGUUUCCUCUCCAAAUCACAUGCUGUACUUCAAAAGGGGAGCGGACCCAGUCCAUACAGACUAUGCAGCCCUGCUGGUGAAAAACAAGAGUCUUCAGACAGAGGUAAGGAAUCUUCAAACUAGGCUUCUCACAAAAGAAACAUCAUUGCAAGAGAUGAAAUCUGAGCUGGAAAAUUACAAAGAGAAUAAUGCCAUACAAUCCUCCCAGAUUCUGUCCUUGAAAGAUCAUAUCAGGGAUCUGGAGGAAAUCAAUGCUUCAGCCACCAGAAUAAAGUCUUUGAAAAAUGCCAGCAUUCAGAAUCUUGAAAAAGGGAACUGGGAUUUAAGUGAAAGAGUUGCAGAACUUGAAAGUCGUCUAAGAGUACAGCUGGUUGAAAGAGAAAAGGCAGAGCAAAAAGCAGCCAGCUUGGAGAAAAAGUUGGUGGAUGCCACGUACAAAUUAGCCUCUUUUAUGAAUCUGGAAGUGAAAGGACCAGAUGAUCCCUUUGAGGUUUUAGGGAUGAAGGAUAGUGAUGAAGCUUUCCUGUCCAAGAACUUGGAAAGAGAAAACAUUCUCAUAGACAAAAUGAAAAAUGGGCAGAAAGUUUGGGAUAAAUGUCAACAUGAUUCACUUUACAAGGAAAAGCAAAUGUCUAUAAUAGACCAAACCCCAUUUACCUUCAACUGGGAAACUAAAACUACCCAGACCCAGUACCAGAGUUUCAUCAAUCAACUUGCUACUCUUCUAAGCAACACCCUUAUCACUGUACCAGCUACAGAGGAAGCUGUGAGAGAAAGAAUACAAGAAAUCAGUACUAAUGAACAGACUUGGAAUUAUAAAACGGAUGUAUUUCAGCAAGAGAUACAAUUGCUAACUCGGCAGAUUGAACAGUUGCAUCAGCUUUAUCAAGAGGCUGUAUGUGAUUCAUCCCAAACUGAAGAGAAGCAUCUGGAGCAAAAGAAAUCCCUGAAGCUGUGGGAACAGAUAGGUGCCACUGAUGACUUCUUUCAAGGAAAAUGGGAUUUUGACAAGAAGAAAGGAGAAAAUCAAAGAGGAAAAAACCAAAUGAAGACUUCGCAGACUGAAGAAUUUGGCAAGAGGGCCAGGCAAUUAGAAAAAGAAAAAAGACAGCAAAUACUUUUAAAUAUUGAGAAGAGCUUGCAGAACUCAACAACUGGAAGACUAGAAGAAAAGGUGGAAAAACUUGAGAAAGAGCUUAGUGAAAUGAAAUUGUCAAAUCACAAGAUGAAAACUCAGUUGAUGAGAGUCAAUGACCUCAAAGACAAAACCAUUGAAAAGCUUCAGAAAUCUUUAAAAAGGGUUGAAACAAUUAAAGAGAAGGCAACUAAAAAAGCAGUCAAUUUGAAAACAACACUAGAUUACACUGAACAAGAAGCCAGAGAGGAAAAAGAGAUGGCCUAUCAAAUGCUGGAAGCUGUCACUAAUGAGCUAUACACAGUAAAAAGAGCACUUGAAGAAGUAGUAAGAAGAGAAAAACAGCUCAUGGAUUUUAGAGAAUCUAUUAUGAAGAUGAUGGGCUUUAACAUCAAAAUUCCAGACAAGGAAAUUAUUAAUCAACUCAAGCCUAUCAUACAAGCAUAUGAAAUUUCUUUAAUUACGUCUAGCAGCAGAUCAAAAGUUGGUGAUUGUAAGACUGGCCAUGAGAAUGAAUGACACAAAAGAUAUUCGGCUUUUUUUUCUUCUUCACUGCAACCAACUAGACUUAAAAUCAUAGACUGUUUUCUCUAGUGGUUUGAAUAUAAGACCUGUAGAAGAUGGCUAGAGAAUAAAUAAAAUUUGUUUGGCAUUUUCAUUUA
This is a messenger RNA of Sarcophilus harrisii (Tasmanian devil), 3097 nucleotides long. Its product is annotated as coiled-coil domain-containing protein 170. The coding region runs from base 1128 to 2954 and encodes 608 amino acids. NCBI's taxonomy places the organism in Eukaryota, Metazoa, Chordata, Mammalia, Dasyuromorphia, Dasyuridae. The transcript is spliced from 11 exons. The record is from RefSeq and is a predicted model, not a curated record.